CAAUAAUAUCACAAUUCAUAGUUAUAACCUUAUUUCAAUCUAGAUUAUCACAUCGUAAUUAUAAUUUAAAUGAAUCUUUAAAUAUUAUAAUUGACCAUUGUCCAAUUUAUCGAAGGCGAUUUGUUGAAGAUUAUAUUAACUUCUUUUCUUUUGAAAAUUAUUUAUUUGUUGCAUAUCAGGCAUUUUUAACGUAUUUAGGAUUUAAUUCAAUAUUUAACCAGGAUGUAUUGCAAAUUCGUGCGUAUGCCUUAAUGAAUGUCGGAGGAUACGUGUAUACAAUGAUACAAAUGUUUGAAGUAAAGAUUCCAGUUGAAUUUGCAAGGAAAGCAUGUUUAACCCAAAUUGAUUCCAAAAUAUUAGAAAACGAUUUGCCACACUUUAUCUCAUAUACAUGUUUUGCGAUGUUAACCAGCUAUUUAUCGUUCAAAAUAUAUCCGUCAUUUGGUAUAGAGUAUUAUUUUCGAAAGAAAAUUGGUCAAGAUGAAAUCCUCUUGCCAUUAUUGAAAAGGAGACAUAUACUGAAGAUAUUAUUAAAAUUUACCGCUUUCUUUUCAACAGUCCAUUCUAUACUUUUCAUUUAUACUUCAUUAAAAUUCAUCAUGAACAAAAAUUAUUUGUUAGUUUUUGUUAAUUUGGUAUAUUUGUUUGUUUCCGCUUUAUCCAUUAAAUUAACUCAUAUCGCUUGUAUUUCUAUGGAUAAUGAAACUGUACACGAAAUGUUAUAUUUCAUAUAUUUAUGGAUCAUUGUUUUAUUUUAUAACAUUUCUUUAUGCGCUAUUGGAGUCAUGUACAUAUUAGAAAAUGGAUGGUAUUUCUCUUGUUUAUAUACUUCCGUGUAUUUUAGUGUGUCAUUUGCCUCUUUUAUGUGUGCCUGGCAUGUUAAAAAUGAUUUCGGGAAAGGUUUAAAAGAAGCAAUCGCAAGCAAUAAAAUGAAAUGUGAACAAAUCUUAGAUAUCCAAUCAAUUGUUAUUGAUGAUGAUGAAGGACAACAAUCAUCAUGA
This is a messenger RNA of Funneliformis mosseae, 1001 nucleotides long. NCBI's taxonomy places the organism in Eukaryota, Fungi, Glomeromycota, Glomeromycetes, Glomerales, Glomeraceae. The record is from the annotation of a GenBank genome assembly.